AUGGCAACAGGAACACCAACAACUAAUUCUCAUAGUGGAAAACAUCGAUUAGAUCCUGAAAUAGAAAAAUAUCGUUUAGAACUUAAUUGGACUAAAAUUCUUGAUAAACUAAAAUGUGCAAAAGUUUCAGAAUAUGUUAAAUUUUUGGAAGGAGAAGCUCAAUUAGAAUAUUAUUUACAACAAUAUCCAUUAACUGAUUAUCGUUAUAUAGAACAAUCUCGAAAUGAUUUAAUUCGUGUUGAAAAUCUUCUAAAAUCAGGUGGAUCAAUUCGUUCAUUUGAAGGUCGAUGUUUAUUAGCUAAAUUAUAUUAUGCUCAAUCACGUUAUGAUGAAUGUUUAACAUAUGUUAAUUUAGCAAUUAAUUCAAUACCAAAUGAUAUUAAUCAACAACCAAAUAGAUCUUCUUUAUUACUUGCAGAAAUUUAUGCACUUAAUACAUUAGUUAAACAAUAUGCCGAAUUAUUAUUAAAAUGUGUUGGUAAAGGAAAUUAUAUUCCAAUAAUAAGUUCAGAUGAUAAAACUAAUAAAACUAAUCGUCGAUCAUCUCAAUCAUUAUUUAUUCCUCUAGAUGUUGAUGAAGAAAUUUUGUUAUUAUUAUUAUUGGGUCAAACAUCAACAUUAAAUGAAGCUGUACUUGAUUGGCAACCUCAACAUGAAGGUCAAAGAGAACGUAGUCAUCAAGUUGCUUAUAAUAUUCUUGCUCUUCUCUCUAUAUUUCUUUCUCGUAAACAAGCAUUUCAUAUUAUUGCUGAUUCUUAUGAACGAGCUCUUCGUUUUUCAUUUGAACAUUUUCAAACAUGGUUUAAUUAUGGAUUAUCAUUAAUAUCGUCAGGUCAAUCAUAUCGUGCUUAUCUUAUAUUAAAAGAAUGUUUACG
Messenger RNA from Rotaria sp. Silwood1, 875 nucleotides. NCBI's taxonomy places the organism in Eukaryota, Metazoa, Rotifera, Eurotatoria, Philodinida, Philodinidae. The record is from the annotation of a GenBank genome assembly.